AUGAACACCAACUCCUUCCAUGGUAACUUGUUUUUUGAGGAUUCUGGGGCGGAGAUGGAGCAUGGGAUUAAAAUUGUGAAGCAGGAGGAAGAGGAGGAGGAAGAAGAACCUUGUUCUAAGGAGACACAAUCUUACAUCCUCUACAUUGGAAACCUGAACCCCAAGUAUUCCCGUGAAGUUCUCUGCAGCAUGCUGAAAGACAUCCUUGGAAUGGCCAGUGUCACCCUUCAGAGACACAACAUUGAAGUGAUCAAAAAACGCAGGCAAGCCUAUGCCUUUGUCCAGGUGGCAACAGAGGUCAGCCUGGAACAUGUUCUGAAGCAACUGCUGCUUGUCCCUGAAGCAGAGAAAGACCUUGCCAAGGAGCUUGUGAAGAAAGGAAAAAAUCUAGUUGUGGGACAAGGCAGGAAGUUUGCAUCUGGUAGCAAAAAUGGCGGAGAGAGUGACUCUGCGGAGAGCAGUUCAGAAGCUCCUCUGGGAGGGCUCCAAGUGCCUGAGAGAAGGAGGAAGUGGCUGCCACAUGAUACUCAGCCCAUCAGAAAGUCUCUUCAAUAUCCUUGGAGACUGAGAGGCCAGCCAGUGACUUUUCUAAGCAGCACUUGCUCAGACAGUGCCAUUGUCCAGAAAGAGAUCAUAGGCAAAGAGUGUCUGUUCUAUGGAGCCUUCAUGGGCAAUGAGACCCGGAACGUGGAAUUCAAGCGUGGCAGCGGCGAAUAUCUGGCAGGAACCCUAAAGCAUCACGUGCGGAAGUAUGUGUGUGCUUUCCUUAACAGUGAAGGAGGCAGCCUUUUUGUGGGGGUUGAGGAUAACGGCUUUGUACGUGGAAUUAAGUGCAACCACAAGGAUGAAGAUCGAGUCCGCCUGCUUGUAGAUUCUCUUUUGAAAGGCUUCAAGCCACAAGUGUUCCCAGCAGCUUAUACAUUGAGUUUCAUCCCAGUUAUCAAGGCUGAAGGCACUGGCAUCUUCCUAAAAGUCAUCCGCCUAAGUGUUCAUCAUCCCAGGCAGCAAGGAGAGCCUCUUCUUUAUGAAACAGAUCAAGGGGAAGUCUACCUCCGGCGAGACGGCAGCAUUCAGGGCCCACUCACGGGGAGUGCGAUCCAGGACUGGUGCCGGCAGAAAUGGACAGAGGAGAUCAAGAAGCUGGAAGCAAAAAUAGAGAGAUUGCUGAAAGAGAAUGAAACCCUGCAGCAGAAUAUACAGCAAGCUACCAGAUCUCAAUGUUGUGCCAUCAUGUGA
Messenger RNA from Varanus komodoensis (Komodo dragon), 1236 nucleotides. It is a transcript of the gene SLFNL1, whose product is annotated as schlafen like 1. Gene Ontology annotation, molecular function: RNA binding. NCBI's taxonomy places the organism in Eukaryota, Metazoa, Chordata, Lepidosauria, Squamata, Varanidae. The record is from RefSeq and is a predicted model, not a curated record. Bases 1 to 1236 code for a protein of 411 amino acids. The transcript is spliced from 4 exons.